Molecule: messenger RNA, 217 nt
Organism: Acanthoscelides obtectus
Lineage: Eukaryota; Metazoa; Arthropoda; Insecta; Coleoptera; Chrysomelidae
Source: the annotation of a GenBank genome assembly
GUUAUAGGUAGAUAUGUCUGAUAUCCAUUAGUCCUGUCUGUAUGUACAGUUGGUCACUAGGGUAUGUUUUACUAACCCCCUUCCCACGCAAUAAUUACAAAUUUAGAUUCAAUGAGAGAGAACGGCCGUUGUGUAGAGAUCGUGAAUGCAGCCAUAUUGUAAAUAGGCUCAUGAGGCAUACUUGCAAAUGAAGCCCAAUAGCGAUAGAAGGUGGGAG